This is a messenger RNA of Emiliania huxleyi CCMP1516, 177 nucleotides long. RefSeq lists its product as hypothetical. The coding region runs from base 1 to 177 and encodes 58 amino acids. The record is from RefSeq and is a predicted model, not a curated record. The transcript is spliced from 3 exons. Lineage: Eukaryota; Haptophyta; Isochrysidales; Noelaerhabdaceae.
AUGCUCUCGAGGACGAUUCGCCGCGCCGCCAAGCCGGCCACGACGACGCGCUCGUUCGAGCGGUACCUCAACCUGCACGAGUACCAGAGCUCGGCGCUGAUGAAGGAGAAUGGCAUCAAUGUGCCUGUCGGCAUAGCAGCCCACUCUGCAAAAGAGGUGCGUGACCGCGUGUGCUGA